Messenger RNA from Exophiala bonariae, 687 nucleotides. RefSeq lists its product as uncharacterized. The record is from RefSeq and is a predicted model, not a curated record. NCBI's taxonomy places the organism in Eukaryota, Fungi, Ascomycota, Eurotiomycetes, Chaetothyriales, Herpotrichiellaceae. The transcript has a single exon. The coding region runs from base 1 to 687 and encodes 228 amino acids.
AUGAAAGUCGUUGUCUCCGGCGGCACAGGAUACAUCGGUGGUGAAGUUCUCUCACAGUGCCUCAACCACCGCUCCAUCACAUCCGUCAUCAUCCUUGCCCGGCGAGACCCCGGAACGUGGGCCACCAACUCGAAAGCGAAGGUUCUGAUCCUCAAGGACUUCACCUCCUACGAUGAAUCCACCAUAAAUGAGGUCAAGACGGCGGACGCCGCCAUCUGGUGUCUCGGAACCUACAACGGCGACAAGACAAUCGAUGUCGAAUUCCCAUUAGCAUUCAUCAACAUCAUCAAGAAUCAAAGACCGCCCAGCUCAACCCCAUUUCGCUUUGUACAGCUUAGCGGCGCAUUCACCGAACCGCCUCCGAAAGAAGGCGAGCAAGAACGCUCACUGUGGUACUUUGCCAAUGGCCGACGCAUCAGAGGCUUAGCAGAGGCCACAGUCCUGGCGACUGCCGAUGGAGCCUCUCCAGACGAGUAUGCGGUUUACCUGGUCAAGCCGGCGGGUGUGGCGCCGAAGACUGUAAGCGGGAGUCUCUUCCGCUGUGUCACUGGUGAUUCUCUGUCUGUUGGUAUCAGCGACCUCGGAGCUACAAUUGUAGAUUUGGCGAUUACGGGGAACGAGCAGAAAGUGUUCAGCAAUCGAGAGAUAAUCAAGUAUGCAAAGGAGUUGCGCGAGAGGUCGACAUGA